CUUGAGGAUGUGCCUCUUCAUGAUUGUGUUACCGACUUAAAGUCGAGCUACGAACCUGCUCAGGUAGGUAAGUACCGUUUCCUCAGGUACAUUCAACGCCAGUAAGGCCAGAACCUUCAUCGAGUCAGGUGCACAAAAUUUGUCACAAAAGAAGAAUUCAAAAAUUUACAUUUCUUUCUCCCUAAAACAGAAAAAAAACUAAAUUAUAUCACUCGUCAUAAUUUGAAGAAAGAAAUCGCAAAGAUGCGGAUCCUGGGAGUAACAAUUUUACUGGUCCUUUUUGGAUUGACCUUUUGCGAGAAGGAAGAUAAUGCAGAUGCUUCGGAAGCAUUCAUGGAAGCUGCUCGGGCGUUAUUUUCAGGCUCUAAUAAUGAUGCUAUCGGUGGUCUCCAGGGUGUGGCCAACGCUUUCAUGCAGUCAGAUGCUGGAAAACAAGUCGGCGAUAUGCUCGGAGGUGGAAAAUCAAAAAAUGACGGAGUCGGUGAAAUUCUCUCUGGUAUUGGACAUCUUCUUUCUGGAAACAAACAAAAUGGAGGUGUUGAUUUAGGUUCAAUUCUUCAAACUGUAUCUUCAUCGAUGGAUCAUAAGGAGAAUUCAAAUGAAAUUCACAAAGACGAGCCGUCAAUGAAUUUUGAAUCCAUGUUAAAUUUGGCAAAUAUGUUUGUUGGUCAGGGUAACAAUGCCGAUGGACUUAUGGGAAUUUUACCAAUGAUAUUGAAUCCUCUUUUGUCUGGCGACAAUUCACAUGACAAUCAAAAGAAACACGAUCAUUCAGAUCAUUCAUGGUGGGUGCCACCAAUUUUGGAGAAUUUUCACGUCAUGUGGGAACAUUUCAGCAAUUCUGAAUUAGGUCAGACACUGUGGAAAAAUAGUGGAUUGGCAAAUAUUGUUGGACAAAUGACCGAUUCAAAGGGUCGUCUUCAGUAUGAGAGGAUUUUGGACAGUUUUGAAAAUCCACAAUUACGAAGACGAUGGGUGAGAUCAUUCACAAAUUUCGUUGCCGAGUCAAUUUCUCAUGUUGCUGAUCCAGUAACACAGCAACGUUAUUUAGGAACAAUUCAAUUUGUAGGGAAUACAUUUCUUAAAUCUCAGGGUUAUCCAAAAUCAGUCAUGUUUGAACCAUCAAGGCCAGCCGAAAGUCUCUCAAGGUUGGUGAAUGCAGUGGCUAAACGACAUUUAAAUAUGAAUAUUGAUAGUAUACAAUAUAUCAAACCAGCCGUUGCUUAUGUUCAGGAACUGAUGAGUCUUGCUUCUGAGAAAGGAUUCAUUGUUUCGCGAAUAAACGCCAGAGAAUUGAGUAAUAAACUCAGUGACACAAUCAACAAUGAUCUAAUUGGUCCAUUGCUCAAGGCAUAUCGUGGUUUUAAAUGGGCAACAAAAAUACCACAUUGUGCCACUCAUAUUCUUUGUACCAUUAACAAAAAUACUGAGGAUAAUAGUAACAACUCUCAAAUGCGAAGUCAAAUAACAAAAAUUGCAAGUUUUCCAGCUGCUUGGGCAAUUAGUAAUAAAGCUGGUGUUAAUUUCUGGUCACUUUAUGGAUCCAUAGUAGAAAGUAAAAACUGUGUUGAGAAGUAUCCUGUUGAUUGCUCAGCUUUCCACGAAGAGGAGCUCCGAGUGACAACAGAAUAUUCUCACAAUGAGCUUUAAUGAGGUGUCAAAAGUCUGCAUGAAAUGUGAAAGACUGCCAGUUAAUUGAGCAUCGAGCAUUCAUGUUCAAGACCAAAUAAUCGUGAACAUUAAAAUGAAUUCUCGAUUUUACCUCGAUCUUUUAGACAAUAAGAUAAAUUUAAACUUCUUUCUUAGCAAAGAUAUACGAAAUUUGUCCCCCGUCUUCGAUAAUUUUUUUUUUUUUUUUUAGAAUCGCAUUUAGUUUAUUAUUAAGUCCUGUUUUGUAUUUAGUAUUUAUAUAUAUAUUAUUUUUUUAAAGUAAGGAUUUGAUAAAAGUACAUAUUGAAUUCGCCGUCAGUGCAACAUGAUUUCAUUCGUGGUGCUUUUAUUUACAAAGUCUCUACCUAUAGAAGGCACAAAUCUCAUGGACACUCGCCAACGUACGAGGUAAAAACGACAUACGCUUUACUAAAAUUUAAAAGACAAAAAAAAAAAAAAGUAAAUAAAUAAACUAAUUACUAUGGACGGAAGUCAAAUGACUAGAUCGGCUCAACGCGGUGCCGAAAAUAAAUAUAAAUAUUAGAUAAUCGUAGUAUUCCUUGUACAUAUUAGGUAAAAUCAAAUAAAAGUGUACAUGAAAGUA
This is a messenger RNA of Leptopilina boulardi, 2254 nucleotides long. RefSeq lists its product as uncharacterized. Bases 244 to 1650 code for a protein of 468 amino acids. Lineage: Eukaryota; Metazoa; Arthropoda; Insecta; Hymenoptera; Figitidae. The record is from RefSeq and is a predicted model, not a curated record. The transcript is spliced from 7 exons.